CAGGCAACGGCUAGAGGAUGCGGGUGAUUGGCAGCUCCGCCCAUGCUUUAUGGGAAUCUCAUGGCCUGUACCUGUGGCGGUUGAGUCAGAACGCCGGUACCCUUUGACAGCUCCGAUCCUCCAUCCUUGCGCCUGGGACCGCUUUGUGUGAGCCGAACAGGAUCACCAUGUGUAUACAUUGUGUGGUGCAAAAGGUCAACCUUCUGCACUAUGCAGAAGCUUGAAUAGAUAUACCACAACACAUUGACCUUGGCCGCAGUGACGGCUGGCCAUCGUCACCAGUCCUCGCCUCGCCACUGUACCUUUAGCAUUGUCAUUUAUCAUCCUAUUCUCUUCCAAAGCAGAACAGAAAGUGGUGGUAUUGCUUUUCUGCAUCAGGGCAUCCUACUCUCCAAAUCCGUGCACUGCACACCAUGGGCACAGAGGCCUUCAGGAUUUCAUGGUAUCUUUCUACAGCAAUCACAAUACCAUUUGUCGCCAUGCGCGUGUGGUUUCGAUGGCACAGGAUCGGCAAACUGUCCAUCGAUGACUACUUUGUGCUCCUCGCGCUGGCGUGCUUCUGUGCAGGCCUUGUCCCCCCGCAGAUCAUGUGGGACAAUGGCUUGGGUGGUGACUUGUCCAAGUUGACAGCAGCUCAAUUGGAGGCCAUCAUGAAAGCAAUCGUCCCUGGAACAACCAUAUACGUCACCACUCUCUGGUGCAUCAAGUUUGCUCUUGUUUUCUUCUACAGAGCCCUUGCCGCCCCAGGAUCACAUAUGGUCAUUGUCUAUAACGCUGCGCUGGUUGGCCUGGCCAUCACCUACAUCAUCCUAUUCUUCCACAUCAUGUUCCAUUGUUACCCGCAGAGCAGGCGAUGGAACCUCGAUCCGAACAAGAGAUGUGACCAGCAAGCCGAGGACGUAAACUUCUGGCUUCUCAGUCUCUUCAACAUUAUCUCUGACCUCGUCAUCAUUUGCCUUCCCAUCACCAUGGUAUCGCGGCUCCAAAUGUCACUCAGGGAUAAGCUUGCUGUUAUCGCCAUGUUUGCCCUGGGUUUCAUUGUAGUAAUUGCUAGCUGCAUACGAGCAUACUUUGCCAAACGCGAACACCCUCUGCUUACUGCUACCGUAUCCGGAAUCGAAGCCUCCGUCGCCCUCAUUACCGUCUGUCUCCCAGCCGUGCGGUCGCUGCUGCUCGGCAGAGGCGCGAAAAGCUCCAAUUCCGCUAGCUAUGACCGGCAAUACGAAUUAUCCCAGCCUCGAGCUCAGGGCGACGGCACGACCAACAACGCCUCGAAUAUGCGUAACGCCAACCAUACCGCGUCGUCGAGCGCCGUCAAACUGCAGUCUCGUCACCAUGCCACCGGAUCCGAAGACUCGCUCGUCUCCGACGAAAGCCUCCAAAGCGCAGAAGUAGUGGUUCCCGGUAGAGCCAUUACAGUGAACACACAGAUUGUGACUUUAUCCGAGGACUGCAAAAGUGAUACCCAGAGUACAAAAGUCACGAGUCCUUUUGUUUGAGCAGCUGUACCCACGCAUAUCAGUAUGUGUUUUAAUAAACGAUUGUCAUGAAUAUUACUUGUAGUAUGACGUGGUUCACAAGCGAGUCGCUCACCCAAGCGAGU
This is a messenger RNA of Exserohilum turcica Et28A, 1603 nucleotides long. RefSeq lists its product as uncharacterized. NCBI's taxonomy places the organism in Eukaryota, Fungi, Ascomycota, Dothideomycetes, Pleosporales, Pleosporaceae. The transcript is spliced from 5 exons. The record is from RefSeq and is a predicted model, not a curated record. Bases 414 to 1499 code for a protein of 361 amino acids.